This is a messenger RNA of Elgaria multicarinata webbii, 1656 nucleotides long. It is a transcript of the gene FAM217A, whose product is annotated as family with sequence similarity 217 member A. NCBI's taxonomy places the organism in Eukaryota, Metazoa, Chordata, Lepidosauria, Squamata, Anguidae. The record is from RefSeq and is a predicted model, not a curated record. The transcript is spliced from 7 exons.
AUGUUCCCAGCGGGUAGCGGGGCAGCGCCCGCUUCUCCUCCAGCAAAAGAAACGCGCGCGAGUUUCGGAAGCUUCCCAGGGCUUGUCAGGGGAAGCACGACCAACAAGUCCGCCAACUUAGUGGAGAAAAAAGACUUUAUACCUGCUAUUUAUGGGACCAGUCUCCCACUGAGCACCUUCUCUCACCAGACAUCACAAGGCUGUGGUUCGGAAUCUGAUUGUUCUGCUGAAAAGAAAUUUCAUUCACCAGAAGAUAAGAUUGGUACAGGAGGUGUUCUUACAAGUACAUUUUACAAGGACCAUUAUAAAGCUGCAAUGGAACAGUUGGCAGCCCUUAACUUGUCAAAAAAUACUAGGGCAACACAGCUCAAAUCAAGUAGCAGCAGACAAGGGCCAUUUCAUUCCUGGAGCUGUGUAAACAAUCAAGGCAAUAAUUCAGUGAGCAGAGACUUCAUGCCAUCUAGCUCCAAUGACGUUCCUUUAAACUUCAAUACUAAUCCAUUGGUACAUUCUUUUAUGAGGAGAUGCCACCCAUGUUCUUACCCCAGAACUCAGAAGGCAACAUUAGAGAAUUACUGCAGAAAUGGAGACGGGGACUUUUUCAAAAGGACCAAUGAAGCCACAACUUCUGAAUCUUAUCCUGCUACAUAUAGUAGUAGUGAUGACAUGCUUUCUCUAUUCAAAUGGAAUUUGAGAAGAGGAAAUGGCAAUGCAGAGGAUAAGCUUUUAGUAGAAGGAAAGGAUAUAUCUGAGAAUGAGAAAAGAAGUAAAGCUUUGCUGAAAUACUUUACAAACGUGAAUCUUAACCUAAAACCAGAACCCAUAGAACACAAAGAUGGAGCUCCCACUUCACUUGAGAAUGAUACAUUUUCAUACCCUGAUUUUCUUCCUCCACCAUAUAACACCUUGGAUUUACAAAAAAUAUCUUUAUCAAGGUGGGAUGACUGGAAAUUAUCCUUAAAUCCACCACUUGAUGAAUCACUAGAUAAAGUAGUUUCUCGUCUAGUGGAAAUGGAAAGGUUACAGCACUUGACUAUAUUAAGAGAAAGGACAAGGGAGACGGUUUCUCCCACGAUGGCUGUUAACAACCGCACUAGUUCCUCAAAAGAUGUAUACCAACUGAAGCAACUGAAGCAACCUGAUAUUUCAUGUUCUCAGGCAGCUUUUGAAGAUCUUCACAGUAUUGGCUGUUGUAUGCAAGAAGUAGACAUACCAAAAUGCACUUGCCAGCACUGCCAUAAUAAGUGGAGUUCUGCAGCAGCAUCUUCUGUACGUUCUUCCACAAAACACUCACGAGCAUUUUGCAAAUGCUCUAAAGCUCCAGUAAUUUUAGACCCAAGCAAUGUAGUCACACGGAGGUCUCUAUCAUGCUCUGGAAGCUCUUCAAAAAUUCGAUCAGGUGUCAAAAUGACAUCUCCAAAGUCUCUCUCACCCAGCACAACUCUAGCUUGCUCCCUACUUGACAUUGAAAGUUCAAAAUAUAAGCAGCCAAGGACAAAAAGAAAAUCUUGUAGAAAAAGUGGAGCACUAACAGGUAAAUCCUUACACUCUCAGAGAUUAAAAUCCCUCUCCCUUGUUUCAAAGCAAAAGUGCUCCCAUGUUGAUCACCAGUGAUCAGUUGAACUAACUCAUCAGGCAGUCCUUAGUAUUAUUUAA